CUCGACCUGCCCCAACCCCAUCACUAAGACCAUAUGGUAACAGACCUGUUCACGAACCAUAGCGCAGCACUUUUUUCGCGUUUUUUUUUUCUUGUUACCUUACUUGUUGAGUCGGGGUUCAUGAUCACCCAUUUAGUCACGACUAGGAGUAGAUAAGCAAUACUAAUUUCACCUGGACCCUUGUAUUCCUCCCGUUGGUGACCACUUCUUUUCCCUACCUGUUGCCCUGACACCUCGCAAAACCCCCGGGCGGGAGUUUGUCUAUUAGUGCUCCAUCUUGCCCUCACUUGGUCAAACCACUGAGUCUCCUUCUCGCGAUGCUGUACAGGCCAUAGACAGCAGAGAAACGCCAAGUUUUCGGGUUCUGGACCUUUGAUACGGCCUCCACCAUGUCUCUCUUUGGGGUCUCUUCGCGUUCUGCACUGCCGCCGGACGAGUAUGACCACGAGAUUACUCUAGUCGAUUCGACUCAGCCUCCGGAGCCUGGAGACAUUACGCCCUCGCGGACAUUGUCCUCCAAUGGAGGAAGAGACUCGGUUGGACGACGAGCAGCUCUGAGACAGGAAUUGGCUCGACGCAAAUACGCCAAAUGGCAAGAAGAAAGAUACAACAGUCCCGGUGGUAAGAAGGGACGGCUUUCUGCAGCAGGGUCUGCUUCAGCCAGUGAUACCGAGGCGCCCGGUCCGAGCGGAACUAUGAGGAGUACAACAGCGUCUGAUAUGAAUCUGGGUCUCCCAAAAAGCUCCAGUGGACGAACGGCUGAAGUUGACGUACUUUAUGAGAAUCAGCGUGGGGUAUUUUUCUUCGGCAUACCGCUUUAUUCGAGCAAUUCGCUGCUCAACCUUGAUCCAGCAGCCUGGGUGAAUGCGUCUUUUAAAGAAAGCGCCGUAAACAUCACCAAUGCGCAAGUACCAGAUCCCAGCUGGGAAUGGGCCUGGAAGUGCUGGUACGUAGACAUGUCUUUGGACGUUGACGAGGACGGGUGGCAAUACUCGUUUUCUUUUCAGCCACGGUUUGCUUGGCAUGGUCGACAUGUCUGGUUCCAUUCGUUUGUCCGGCGACGGCGGUGGAUUCGGAAGCGGGUUAAGAAACACCCCUCAAAGUUAGGCCGGGGAAGGGACAUGGAUCGCCCAAGCAGCGCUGCUCAAGCCCACCUGUUGACGCCAGACUACUUUACCAUUCACUCUCCGAGGGAGCGCAGCCCUGCCUCGUCCUACAAUAUCUCAUCCUAUGACGGUUCUCUACGCGGCGCCCGGAGCAUUGAACGAAUGCGACGCGAACAGGAAUUUGAAGAGAUUAGAGACCUCCCAACCUUGACACGGGCAUUGAAGCAAGCUAAAGUCGACCGAGAGAAACACGAUGCAAUAAUCAGAUUCUUGAAGUAUGGCGGAGAAGAGAUAUUCUAUCUUGAAGAGAAGAUGCCGGCUAUUAUGCACUCUUUCCUCUAUCAGACGUCUAGACGCCAGCUCCUCGGCAGCCUUGCGCACAUCUUUGACGAAGCAGCAUCGCAUCGUGACGAGCAUCUCAAGCGAGGCGAGCCAGAAAACGACGAAGAGAAGCGAAGAAUUGACAAUCUCAUGAAUGCUGUCAAGGCUGCAGAUGCAGAAGUCCGCAAGCUCGAGUACUGGAGCGAUAUUCGGUCGGUUGCGCAGCAAGGCGAGUCAAAAGGUGCUUCGGAUUCGUCGCAGGGCUGGGGUCACGAGUGGACCGGCCUUGAUUCGAGUGGCCCCGCGACUUUGGGCCAUUUGGCUCCAUUUGACGGCCUCGACGACUCUGAUAAAGUAGAUUUCGCUCACAUUCACGGUGAAGGGGCCACCAGUGAGGGAGCGAAUGGAGACGAGAAGGUCGAAGAGGCAGAUGAUGAAGAUGAAGAAAAGCCCGUACACGAGGAAGAGGACAAAGAAGCCGCAGAGCAAAAGACUGAUGAUGACAAAGCCGAAGGAUCUCACGAGAAUGAGCAAGAAGAGAGGGAUGAUGGUGACAACAGUGGCGACGACAACGACGAAGAAGGUGAAGAAGCAGACGACGAAGAAGAAAACGAUGACGAUCCACCGGAAAGCGGUGAUGAGCGUGCAGAGCACGAGCGACAACACGGGCCGCACGACGACGAUGUGGAUUAAUCGUUGUUCAUGGAUUCCUCGUGACUCCGUGUAUAUCUUUGUAGCUGUGUAUACUGUAUCCUUUUGGUUCUGUUUUAUUUUUGUCUCUUCCAUUUUUAUUUACCCACCUUAUCGAUAUGAUACCCUGCUUUCCUAUUAUCAAAAUGCUUCACUUGCAUCAGCAUUAGCGCCCUUU
Molecule: messenger RNA, 2295 nt
Organism: Xylona heveae TC161
Lineage: Eukaryota; Fungi; Ascomycota; Xylonomycetes; Xylonales; Xylonaceae
Exons: 2
Coding region: 390-2120 (576 amino acids)
Cellular component (GO): membrane
Source: RefSeq, a predicted model, not a curated record